Lachancea nothofagi CBS 11611 is the source of this 849-nucleotide messenger RNA. NCBI's taxonomy places the organism in Eukaryota, Fungi, Ascomycota, Saccharomycetes, Saccharomycetales, Saccharomycetaceae. The record is from the annotation of a GenBank genome assembly.
AUGAAGCUCUCAUACCAUUUAUCACUUGGAUGGAUCGCUGCACAAGUAGCGUACGGUUUCAAAUGCUCUGACAAUGAGAUUCUCAAGAAAUAUAGAGUUGACGAAUCCGCUAUCGCAUACUCCUCCCGCAGGGAUACACCACCCAGCACCACGGUUGAUAGCUGGUGGAUGGACCUUUGCCACGUAAAUGCGGAACUACCUUCCAGUGCAUGUCAACGAGGUGAUGUUCUGUGUGGGGAGACAAAGGUCAUCGUGAAGGAUAAUGACGACGAGAAAACAAUACUCACGCAGCUGAUUGACUUCCCAGAGUCUGUUUCAUCAGCGGUCAGUGAAAAUGAUAAACAAGAGCUUGUUGUGGAACUGAAGGAUGCAAAAUGGGGGUCAAACUCUGUUGAUGCUGCUCUGACGUUUAUCUGUGUUCCUGAGGCGGAUUCAAACGAGGUGACGUCGUUGACAUGGGAAGGUCGUAAAGUUCAAAUGCUUGUUAAAGGAAAGGCAGGUUGCCUGAAAAAGAGAGACGACAAAGAAGACGGGGGCGAUAGUAAUGGAGGUGGCAAUAACGGCGACAACGACGGCGACAAACACGGUAAGCCCGACAAAAAGAGAGGCUCCAGUAUUGGAUCAUGGUUUCUAUGGCUUGUGACCUACGCCCUGUUAUUUGCAUUGAUAUAUCUACUCGCUACAUCCUAUAUGAGCACUAGAGGUGGGAACUUCCGUGAGUUCCGCGAAGAGUUCGUUGACCGGUCAACAAGCUUAGCCUCAUCGUUACCACAGUUCACUAAGGAGAUCUUCAACAAGGUCGUUGGCCGUUCAUCUUCGUCCCAGAGGGGCGGCUACAGUGCUGUGUAA